This is a messenger RNA of Cottoperca gobio, 2595 nucleotides long. It is a transcript of the gene atp6v0b, whose product is annotated as ATPase H+ transporting V0 subunit b. Gene Ontology annotation, molecular function: proton-transporting ATPase activity, rotational mechanism. The coding region runs from base 1 to 636 and encodes 211 amino acids. The record is from RefSeq and is a predicted model, not a curated record. Gene Ontology annotation, cellular component: proton-transporting V-type ATPase, V0 domain. The transcript has 8 exons. Lineage: Eukaryota; Metazoa; Chordata; Actinopteri; Perciformes; Bovichtidae. Gene Ontology annotation, biological process: proton transmembrane transport.
AUGCUGCUAGAGUGUAUGAUGAACGGACACGCUAUUCUGUAUACGGGGGUCACUUUGGCCUUCUGGAGCACCAUACUUAUCGUCGGUCUCUGCUAUACCAUAUUUGACCUUGGAUUCCGCUUUGAUGUGGCAUGGUUCCUGACAGAGACUUCUCCUUUCAUGUGGGCCAAUCUGGGCAUUGGCCUGGCCAUCUCUCUGUCUGUGGUGGGAGCCGCCUGGGGGAUCUACAUCACUGGCUCAAGCAUCAUUGGUGGUGGUGUCAAAGCUCCACGAAUUAAAACCAAGAACUUGGUCAGCAUCAUCUUCUGUGAAGCUGUAGCGAUCUAUGGGAUCAUCAUGGCCAUUGUAAUCAGCAACAUGGCGGAGAGCUUCAGUGGAACAACUCCUGAGACCAUCGGUGCAAGAAACUACCAAGCUGGUUACUCCAUGUUCGGAGCCGGUCUGACUGUGGGCUUUUCCAACCUCUUCUGUGGCAUCUGUGUCGGCAUCGUGGGCAGUGGAGCAGCAUUGGCAGACGCCCAGAACGCCAACCUCUUCGUGAAAAUCCUCAUUGUGGAGAUCUUUGGCAGUGCAAUCGGCCUGUUUGGUGUCAUUGUAGCCAUUCUGCAGACAUCGAAAGUAAAGAUGGGCGACUAGAGGAUGCAUUCACGCGCUGAGAAGACAAAAAGACACUGCUGGAAAACAAGAUGGAUUAUUGUGUAAAUACAUCGUAAAUUAUUUAAAUGUCUCUAUUUGCCUGGUAUUGUUUUUAACCAUCACUUAUGCAAGAGUGGUAUGUGCGAAACCCAACGGUCUUGUCUUGAGAGAAACAUGAAUGUUGAAAUAAGAAUAGCGGGAAAAGAAAUCCCCAGAAGUCAGCGGUUUGUGUGCAUUUCUUGACAUAAUUAGCAGAAUGUGCACGAAUUGCAGGAUCUGUUUCCUAACACCAGCCAGUCUGCAGUCUUGACCGCUGUGAAUACAACUUGCAGGAUUAUCACACACGCUCAAAACUAACGCAUAGGUUCAUAGAAGUCGGGGCAUCUUCAUGACAUCAUUUUUCUCACACCACUCUUGUAUGAAUGAUGAGUUAAACAUGACACCGGAGUAUUUGUGUGUGUGUGUGUGUGUGUGUGUGUGUGUAUGCUGGACACGUGAUCUUUUAUUUUUUCCUGUGAAGCAUGAGGGUGUUUACCAUUGUGUGUGUGUUACUGUAGCCUGGUCUGUCUUUGUUUUCCUUUCUGUUUUUGUAACCGUUCUUUGCUGAUAAUAAGCAAGUGGUCCUUAAUCCACACAGUGGCCCAAACACAGUAUUUGUCAGGCGUCCCGCUGUAGAAGUGACAGAGAAUCUAUAAAGUGUCUUCAUUUGAGACUCAUGAGCCUCCUGAACAUAGCUGCCAGCCAUAACUUCCUUGUUUACCACAGAGUCUUCUCUAUGUCUAGUUUUAACCAGGUUCCUUUCGUAGUAAUUUUACAAGGAUGAAGGUGGAUUAUUCAGAGUGUUGACUAGAAGGAAGCCAAAAGAUUGUGGAUACCCAAAAAUACUUUUCUUUGCUAAUGCAUAAGUCAAAAUUGCUACGCUGUCUCUCAAGUCACAGGGCACCUCAGUUACUGGUAACACCUUCUACACUCAAUAGUAACUUAAUAUUUGCUGUAGCUUCACCAUCGUUGUGCUGGAGGUCUUUAGAGAAACAGACUGCUACUCUGACAGGAGGUGACACCCAAAACUAUGGACGCCACAUAAGCAAAACAACUUUAUGUAUACAGAUUAUUUUUAAACAUAAUUAUUUUACACUCUACACAUUUUCACGUUUCUUUAUUUUUUAUUGAACUGUCUUGUUUUUGUCUGGACUUGUUUGCUGUUCUAGUCCACAAAUUACUUUCUAACAUUCCUUUUAAGUAGCUUCAUGUGUUUGUGGGUUUGAGUGCAAUUUGAAUGACACGAUUAGACUCCUGCUACAUCACAACAAAGCCGUCAUCAAAGUUUUCAUGUACUUUUUAUCAGCUGGUAGCUAUGCAGCGUUUCAGCUGUUUCCUAUUGAUGCUGUUCAGUUUUCUGAACCGUUGGUUGGCAGAAGAAUAAAGUGACGUCGGCACAGAGUGCACAAUGCUUGUGUGGAAACACUUUAGGUAACACUUUUUGUUCUUGAUGCAUUGUUCCUCAAGUUAAGAUGACCAUGGUUAAUUGUGAAUUGUCUCAAAUCUUCCCUGUAAAUUCCCCCUCCAACCCUCUUGUGGAGUUCUGAAUGAGUAUAAACAUUGAAUCUUAUCGUGGGGAAACUGGAAUAUCUUUAAUAUAUCUAGGCCUGAACUUCCCAAAGGUGUCAAAGCAGCAACAUCGUCUUUGCCCUGAUGCUGGUUUUAUCAUUUAACUGAGAUGUAACUCCAGCAUUCCUUUGGUAAACCAGGCUCUGUACCAAACCCCAGGCUUUCAGUGAGUGUAGUUGGUACCGUGUGUGCAUUAUGUUGAUGUGAUGGUGAUCAAAAAUUAAACUCAUUGUUUUUGACAUUGUGUAUGAUGAUAAUAACAAAAAAAAAAACAGAUCUUCCUUCUGGCUUCAUAAAUGUCCUUGAGAAAAUAAAAUUGUCCAAUCAAGAUCUUUUGGAUUUUGUUUCUGA